This is a messenger RNA of Clunio marinus, 390 nucleotides long. The record is from the annotation of a GenBank genome assembly. Lineage: Eukaryota; Metazoa; Arthropoda; Insecta; Diptera; Chironomidae.
AUGAAGAGUUUGCAUGAGACUAUGAGAAUGACAUCACCGGGGCACCGGGGCGAUAAUCCAGAGCGAAACAUUUUAAUACAAACGCUGCGACAGGAAAUAUUAAUCAGUACAGAAAAAAAAGAAGAGAACGAGCGUAUGACUUUAAAACUAUUUCUUUAUUUUUUUCGUUUUCCUUCUUUGUCGUCUUACAACAAACACACGCGAUUCAUAAGCAUGAAUGAUGGAGUAGAGAAAGAAGAAAAAGAAGAAACGAGAACACCAAGCGACAAGUACUUACUCCAAUUUAGAUUAAGAGGCUUUACGAUGCAAACUCAAAAGUCUUGUAGUGAUUGUGAUAAGAGGAGAAGUAAACUGCGGUGUUUCAUUCAUGCAUUGCUCAUUGAAUUAUGA